Cercocebus atys (sooty mangabey) is the source of this 3971-nucleotide messenger RNA. RefSeq names its product GRB2-related adaptor protein 2 (gene GRAP2). Gene Ontology annotation, biological process: protein transport to vacuole involved in ubiquitin-dependent protein catabolic process via the multivesicular body sorting pathway. Gene Ontology annotation, molecular function: protein binding. Lineage: Eukaryota; Metazoa; Chordata; Mammalia; Primates; Cercopithecidae. Gene Ontology annotation, cellular component: ESCRT-0 complex. Bases 2205 to 3197 code for a protein of 330 amino acids. The transcript is spliced from 8 exons. The record is from RefSeq and is a predicted model, not a curated record.
AGAACGAGACUCCGUCUCAAAAAAAAAAAAAAAAAAGUGACAAUGUAGGAUACCCUUUCAUCGGCAAAUAUUGACUGUGAGUAGAACAAUGUGCUAAGUCUAUAAACUGCAAAGAGGAGUGGGGCUCGGUUCCCAUCCUCUGAGGCUUACAAGGUAGCUGAAGUAGAACUCAAACCACAAAGUGAAGUUAAUAGUCACCAAUGAACUACAUAGUUAGUAAGCUCUCCACUCGUUCGGAAGAGGGCAAGAGUAACAAGACAGUAAUCCUAAAGGAGAUGGACUUGAGUUUGAGCUGGACCUGAAGUCAGGAGCUGGAGUGAGUAAAGGCAGAGGGGUGGGAACAUUUGUGAACCAAAGCUCAGAUGGGGGUUACAGCAGGCAGGGUGGGGAUAGACUGGGAUGACUUUGAAUGCUAUGCCACUCUAAGGACUUCGGACUUGACUCUACAAGCAAGGUGGAAUUAUUAAGAGGUUUUGAGUAGAAAUGAUGUGAGCUGAACAGUGCUUUUGAGAAACUAAAUCUAUCAGGGAUUGGUGCUCCAAAUUAAUUGGAUGUGUUUCAGACUUGAGAUCAUGAGACCCUAACCCAGCCUGGGAACAAUGGGAUGUCUCCAUCAUACAUUACAUUCCUGUGAAUACUUCUCAGGGAUUCAUAUGAAAUUGUGCCUCAAUGUGCCUACCUGUCUCUGCACUGUAAGACAAUGAUAUUGUGAUCCUGUGUGCUGCUUGGAACCAGCCUCAUUCCUUUAGCACCCCAGUUUGGACUUGGAAUAGGCCCAAGUGUGGCCUGUACACAAACCUCAAAGAAUCCAUGUGGCAUAGAUGUAAAAGCUGGGAGGAAUCUUGGAGCCCUCCAAGUCCUCCUCUUCAACUUAGAAAGAAACUAAAUCUUGCUCAUCUCCCCAAUGACAGAUUCAGCAUGUGGCCUCAGAUCUUCCUGUGCUCCAGCAGUGCUACUGAGGCUAGUUCAAAUUCUGCUUUGAGGUGUGCAUGUACCAAUUCUGGUACAAUCCAGAAGCAUUUUGGACGAAUGAAGGAGUUGUUUAUGUUUUCUUGCCCUAAUUGAGAUAGUUGAAGCUGCUCUCCCUUACUCUACACCAAGCCCCCAGAUCUGGUACCUCCCUGAGUCCCUGACUUCAUCUCUGCCAAUUCCCUGCCUUGCUGUUUCCCCCACAACACCCUAUUAUUUCUUGCAUCCUGCCAUUGGUUGUGUUGUCCUCAUUUUCUGAAGCCUUUACCUCCCGUCUUAGGCCUCAUCACCUCCAGGAGACUCUCCAUGGCCUCAGCCCCUCCCUUAGGUGGACCAAGCUUCCUCCUUGGAGCUCCAUGCUACCCUGCAUAGGGCUCAGUCACUGUGUCUCCAUGAUGUCUUACAAUUGUCUAUUUAUGUGUCUGCCUCCUAUCCUUCAACUGUGAGCUCCCUGAGGAAAGAAAGUGUGGGUACGCAUCAUUGAAUACUCAGCGUCUAGCACAGUGCCUGGUACACGCUAGGUAUUGAAAUGUCUGAUAAAUAAAUGAAUGACAGUUGUAUAUUUGUCUUCUUGGUAUAUUCAUUCAUUUGAUAAAUAUGUAUUGAGUAAUUACUUAUAAUCGAAUUGGCGCUGUAUAGUUACACUUAAACAUCAAAAUAAACCUAUCCUCUCAAGCUCCAAAUUAUGCAUGCAUAAAUUAUACAUGUGAAGUGUUAACAUGCACACGCAGCAGAGAGUGUGCGUAUCUACAAAUACCAGAGCUAGCAAAUGAAAUAAACUGUGUGCCAGAUGUCCCGAAAUUUACAAAGAACCAAGAACCAAAAAUGACAGUUAGCUCCGUAAGCCCAACAAAAGAAAAAAAAAAAAAGGAAAAGAGCAAAAAAGCAAAAGAACAAAGGAACCUUGAGCAUAAGGAAGUGGCUAUGGUUUUUUCUACAUACUGAAGCCGGGGGUGGGGAAGAGUCAUAAAACCUUUCUGUGCUGGACCGGUUCAUGUUAAGUCUGAGUUCCUCAAUCGCUGGUUCUCAGGAGCUGUUUGGAAAAUUCAUUGCCAUGCACGAGUCGGGGGACUGGUUUUUUUCCACUGGAAAUUGUUAAUGGGGACUGCAUUAGCGGCCCCUUAUCACCUUGCCUGAUAGAGAGACAGCAGGUUCGCCCAAACAAUUCUGGAAUCCUGAUCACUGCCAAUUAGGGGAGUAUUGUCUGGCUGACAUAAUCAACUUCACGUUACGGCAUGGAAGCUGUCGCCAAGUUUGAUUUCACUGCCUCAGGUGAGGAUGAACUGAGCUUUCACACUGGAGAUGUUUUGAAGAUUUUGAGUAACCAAGAGGAGUGGUUUAAGGCGGAGCUUGGGAGCCAGGAAGGAUAUGUGCCCAAGAAUUUCAUAGACAUCCAGUUUCCCGAAUGGUUUCACGAAGGCCUCUCUCGACACCAGGCAGAGAACUUACUCAUGGGCAAGGAGGUUGGUUUCUUCAUCAUCCGGGCCAGCCAGAGCUCCCCAGGGGACUUCUCCAUCUCUGUCAGGCAUGAGGAUGACGUUCAACACUUCAAGGUCAUGCGAGACAACAAGGGUAAUUACUUUCUGUGGACUGAGAAGUUUCCAUCCCUAAACAAGCUGGUGGACUACUACAGGACAAAUUCCAUCUCCAGACAGAAGCAGAUCUUCCUUAGAGACAGAACCCGAGAAGACCAGGGUCACCGGGGCAACAGCCUGGACCGGAGGUCCCAGGGAGGCCCACACCUCAGUGGGGCUGUGGGAGAAGAAAUCCGUCCUUCGAUGAACCGGAAGCUGUCGGAUCACCCCCCAGCCCUUCCCCUGCAGCAGCACCAGCACCAGCUACAGCCUCCGCAGUACGCCCCAGCGCCCCAGCAGCUGCAGCAGCCCCCACAGCAGCGGUAUCUGCAGCACCACCAUUUCCACCAGGAACGCCGAGGAGGCAGCCUUGACAUAAACGAUGGGCACUGUGGCACCAGCCUGGGCAGUGAAAUGAAUGCAGCCCUUAUGCAUCGGAGACACACAGACCCAGUGCAGCUCCAGGCAGCAGGGCGAGUGCGGUGGGCCCGGGCGCUGUACGACUUUGAGGCCCUGGAGGAUGACGAGCUGGGUUUCCACAGCGGGGAGGUGGUGGAAGUCCUGGAUAGCUCCAACCCAUCCUGGUGGACCGGCCGCCUGCACAACAAGCUGGGCCUCUUCCCUGCCAACUACGUGGCACCCAUGACCCGAUGAACCCUUCAGGGGACAGAAGCUUUUUGUCUGGAGCUGCCCACAAGGAAGGGGGCAAGGAAAAAAGGCUGGACUCCAUGACUAUAUAUACAUACAUCUGUCUGCGUCUGCCUGUGUACACACAACAUUUUAUACUAGUAAUUUAUUGGCAAUUGGGCUGGUAAUUAGUUGAUGCAAAGGGGAACUCAGGUGGAGAAGAAUACUCACACUUGCUUUUCUGCUCCCCUCAGGGGUGUGUGGAAGGCACUGGGGGAGUUGGGAGGGGGGCAGGGAGAUGAAAUGGAGCUUUGUCCUGGCCUUCAGCUGUCACUGCUUCCUCCUUGUCUUGGGAAUUUUCACGGAGAACAGCUAAGCAGAGACUGCACCUCGGCAUUGGACACAGAACAACAGGGUGGGGUUGAACAUGGUGGGGCACGUUCUAGCUGACCUGUGAGCCCCGCUCACCUAGAGGGCUUGCAGGGCAGCUCUCCUCCUAUUCUCCAAGGGGUGGGCACUGCUGCAUUGGGAAUUAAGGUGCAGCUCAGUGCCACGGGCAGCCAAGCCAGUCUGAGCAGGGAUGUGGAGGCAGGACGGGGUUGGAAAGACUCUGCCUGUGCGAGGCUGGCCUCCUAGUCAACACCUAGCUGAGACAUCCAUCUCUGUUCAAAUUAAUAUUCCUUGGGUCUUUCAAAUGAACGUUCCAAUGUGAGGAGCCAAGUCCUGGGAAAUCGAGGGGUUUUCCACGAUCCCCAAGCAGCUUACUCAGUGUAACCUCUACUUCCCCAGCUAUGGAGGAAA